This is a messenger RNA of Paramecium tetraurelia, 1149 nucleotides long. RefSeq lists its product as uncharacterized. The transcript is spliced from 2 exons. The record is from RefSeq and is a predicted model, not a curated record. NCBI's taxonomy places the organism in Eukaryota, Ciliophora, Oligohymenophorea, Peniculida, Parameciidae.
AUGGAAUCCAUGAUGAUGCCAUACAAGAAGAGAAUACUCAAAGCCACAACUCUAUUCUUGACUUGCACUUUCAUUCUCAUUCUGGAUAUGUUUUUCAAAGAACCCUUAUAAGCUUUUGAAGUCUCAGCACUCAUAACAAUAUAAGAUGGAAUGGGACUCAAAGGUCACAUCAUUGAAUCUAUACCAUUUUUCUUGCUUGCAAAUAUCUAAGAACAAUAUGUAUUUUUAUUGAUAACAAUGCAUGUGUUGAGUGCCAUCUAUUUUUUACAUGAUCGCUUUAUUGCCAUCAAAUGCAUGUUUGUCCUAUAUUUUGGAUGGUACUUUUUAAUGCUUUUAUAAAUGAUUUACAAUUUGCCAUAACCUUUUUGGGUUGAUUCUGACAUCGAUACCUACUUUUGCGAUUAAAAAUAUGGAGGCCCUGGAGAUUCAAUCUACUUGCCUGCGCUUUUCAUAUUUACACUACUCUAUUAUAAUGAAUGCUAACUAAAAGCUUACAUAAUUGCUUCAGCUUCUCUAUUGUUCUAUUGCUUUGCUGUUUAUAUUUCAGCCUAGGUGUUUUUAAUGGAUUUGGUUUUGGGGUUUGUUUACUUUAUGCUUUUUUAUGCUUUUGUAUUAAAUUAUGAUAAAAAAAUUACAACCCUCAUAAAAUCGAAAGACACUGAUAAGCUCUUUGGAAUGAAGGUUCUGGGAGCAGUGUCUUUUCUAUUCAUCAUAGCACUUAUUUACUAUACAUUAAAAGACUACACUGAUAGCAUUGAAUGGAUUACUAAUUAUUUUACUUGUUAUAUGAGACAAUUCACUGUCGGAGAUUAUUAACAUUAUAGAUUUAACACCAUCUUAGGGUUGGAACCCACCUUUUGUUAGAUAACAAUCCUUAUUUGUUUAGUGGUCAUGGGUUUCAUUCCUCUGCCAAAAAACAAAGCUACUUAGAAAUAGUUUAUUAUUAUUCAAUUGGCCUUCAUUCCAGGAUGGCUAAUAAUGUUUUUAUAAGGUUUUGUGACUGAAAUUGAUGUAUUGCAUAGAAUGGGAUUGAGUCAACUAAUCAUAGAAUCUUUUAUAUUCGGAUUGAUGCAUUGGUGGAUCUUUGGGUUCGUUGGAGUAAAGGCAACAAAAUCAAUUGUUACUGAUGAAUAUUUGUUAUUAGAAUGA